Molecule: messenger RNA, 3057 nt
Organism: Dufourea novaeangliae
Lineage: Eukaryota; Metazoa; Arthropoda; Insecta; Hymenoptera; Halictidae
Gene: Hex110
Product: hexamerin-like
Exons: 9
Coding region: 1-3057 (1018 amino acids)
Source: RefSeq, a predicted model, not a curated record
AUGAGGUGCUUAGUUGUUCUCUUGGCGUUCGUCGCGUUUGGAGCCUGUGACAGCAGCAAACAAGCUGCCGAUCAGAAUCUCCUCAACAAGCAACAGGAUAUCAUCCAGCUGCUGCAGAAGAUCGGUCAGCCGAUCCCGAACCAGCACCUUCAGAACCUUGGCGUCUCUUAUGAGAUCGAAAGCAACUCCCAGCAAUAUGAUAACCCGAUCAUCGUGAAAUACUAUGCUGGCGCUGUCAAAGCCGGUUUGGUUCAGCCCAUGGGCACCGCCUACAGCAACUCCGUUAGCCAGCUGCGCAAAGAAGUGUCCCUUCUGCACAGAAUCUUGAUGAGUGCUAAAGACUACCUAACUUUCUUGAAGACUGCUGCAUGGGCUCGUGUUCACGUUAACGAAGGACAGUUCGUCAAGGCUUUGGUUGGUGCUGUAUUGAUGCGCUCAGACACUCAGGGUGUCAUACUCCCGCCAUCUUACGAGAUCUUGCCCCAACACCACUUGGACGCAAGAAUCAUCCAAGAAGCUCAAGACAUUAGCAUCCAAGGCAUCCACCAUGGCAUCCAACAGAGUAACAUUUUGAUCCCCGUUAACUACUCCUCUGUCCUGUCUGACGACGAACAACAGCUUUCCUACUUCACUCAGGAUGUUGGUCUUGCCAAUUACUACAGCUACCUCAACCUCGUCGGAUAUAUCUUGGAAGGCGAACAACAACAACAACAGCAGCAGAAGCAACAACAACAGCAACCGAUUGUCGCCAAAUACCUGCAACAAGUAGGACAUGACCAAGACACUAUCGGCUACGGAUCCAAAUACUUGUACCUUCAUCAACAACUCUUGGCCCGUUACGAAUUGAACCGUCUCGCGAACGGACUCGGCCCGAUUAAUGAAAUCGACUACACCAACGUUCAAUCGCUGUACCAGCCCCGACUUCGUAAUUUGAACGGUCUCGAGUUCCCCAGCCGUCCGGAAAACCUUCUACUCCAACCGCAGAAGAAUCAGCUUAUCCAACAUGUCCAAAUUCUAGAACAAAGAUUGAUGGAAGCCAUCGACUCCGGCCAUGUGAUCACUCCUCAAGGUAUCUUCCUCUCUCUCUACCAACCACAAGGUGUGAACAUCCUUGGUGAAUUGAUCGAAGGAUGUGGCAAGAGCAUUAACCCAAGAUACUACGGAAGUCUCCAAGCCGCUGCCCGCAAACUCCUCGGCAAUGCCCCUGAAGUACAAAACAUCUGGGACUACACACCAUCCACCCUUGAACUCGGCCAGACCGCUGUCCACGACCCAGCCAUCUACCAGCUGUUCAAGAAGAUCAUGAACCUUUACAACAGAUACCAAGAAUCUCUCCCAGCUUACCAAUGGAACGACCUCGUCCUUCCUGGUGUUACCAUCCAGAACGUAGACGUCAGCCAGCUUGUCACACUCUUCAACGACUACUACGUCGACCUGAACGCUGUCACCGCUCAACCUGGCCAGGAAAAACAGCAACAACAACAACAACAACAACAACAACAGCAACAGCAAAUUCAGCAACAGAUCAUGGCUCAUCUGAAGCGAUUGGACCACAGACCUUACCGAUACGAGAUCACUGUUCACAGUGAACACCCUGUCCCCAACUCGGUCGUCCGUGUAUUCCUUGGACCAAAACACGAUUACCAGGGCAAACCGAUUAGCAUCUCCAAGAACAAACAAUUGUUCGUCGAACUCGACCAAUUCAUCCAGAACCUCCAACAGGGCCAGAACGUGAUUGUCAGGAACUCCCAGCAGGCCUCAGGCCAAAGCUUCGACUGGCCAUCGGUUCAGACCAUCCAACAGGGCGUCAACAGUGCCAUCAGCUCCCAGGAACCGUUCUACAUCACCGAGCCACAACAGAUCUUCAGCUUCCCCGCUAGACUGUCGCUUCCCAAGGGUCAACCCCAAGGCCACCCGCUCCAGUUGCUCGUCGUGAUCUCCGGUCAAGCCCAAUUGGACGUACCAUACGGCCCAGUGAUCCCUGAACACGAUCUCACCUACCAAGAACAACAAUUCCAGAUCGUCGCGCCCGAACAAUACCAGCAAUUGAAACAACAACAAGGACAACUGCCCUCCGUAGGCGGAAUCCAACAGAACGUGGAAGUGCUGCCAGAGAACUGGGUAUUGGCUCAGCAAAAAAUCCAAGCCGUCAGGAACCACUACGCGGACGUCUACACUAAACACCGCGGACAGUACCCGUACAACAACAUCCAGAACCCGGUCGGCCAAGGUCUCGAGAUGACGUACACGAUCCAAAGCUACAGUAGCCAGCUGAACCCACAACAAUUAGCACUCCAAGGUAUCCAAGUGCAACCAGGCCAGGUGUCGCAGUCCGGACAACAGAUACCGAUCCAAGUUGCACAGGGUCUCCAAUACCAGCCGCUCCAAGCCAUUCAUGGACAAAUCCAACCGGUACUCCCGACCAGAUGGCAGAAAUACGCCGGCCAGUCUGUACAGACCGGCCAGCAGGCUAUCCAACAAGGACUCCAGCCUGUACAACAGGGUGUCCAACAAGCAUUGCAAGGUGUACAGGGUGUACAAUCGGGGGUGCAAGGUGUCCAAGGUAUGCAACCGGGUAUGCAAGGUCUUCAAGGCGUACAACAAGGAGUCCAACAAGGAGUCCAACAAGGCAUUCACCAAGGCGUCCAGGGUCUUCAAGGUGUACAACAAGGUGUUCAACAAGGUCUUCCAAUCGGCCCGCAAGGUCAACAGACCAUCAGCGUACCGUACAGCAUGCUCUUGGCCCAACAAUCAGGCUGGUCCAGCCAGAUCGGUGGCGGAGUCGCUUCCCAGAUAGCCAGCGGACAACUCCACGCGGGUGGUUUCCAAGGUACCUACGCUCAACCCCAGACCGUACAGGACAAGUCGGUCAGCGACUACUACCAGAACAAGCAGAUCUCCGCGAUCAUCGGCGGCGCCAUCUCUCUCGAUGGUAAACCCCUUGGCUUCCCGUUGGACCGUCCUCUCACCCCCGGCGCUCUCAGCGUUCCGAACGUCUUCGUGCGCGAUGUCCUCGUCUACCACGAGGGACAACCGACCAACGACAUCGUACAGUAA